Molecule: messenger RNA, 2007 nt
Organism: Penicillium malachiteum
Lineage: Eukaryota; Fungi; Ascomycota; Eurotiomycetes; Eurotiales; Aspergillaceae
Product: arylsulfotransferase family protein
Exons: 4
Coding region: 1-2007 (668 amino acids)
Source: RefSeq, a predicted model, not a curated record
AUGGUCGCCACCAUCUCUUCCUCAAGGAGGACAUCUCCCUCCCUAGCCUUGCUCCUAGGUCUUCUACUUUAUGUCCUUGGCGUAGUAGCAGAGGAUCCGGUUGCUUUCUACAAGUCGAGACCUGAUAUCUAUCCUCCGAUCUUCAAAAUUCAACAUGUCGACACUGAGAAGCUGAGCCCUGGCUAUAUAUUUAUCACUCCUUAUGAGGCUCAGAACCCCGGCCCUUACAUCUUCGAUAACCAAGGAGAGCUAGUAUGGAGCGGCUGGGGUGUAUCUGGACCGGGUAAUGCCCACGGAAUCCAUGUAUGUAAAUAUAAGGGUGCAGACCACCUGUGCUUCUUCCAAGGAAAUCAACAGAAGGGAUACUGUCGCGGACAUGGCAUUAUCAUGGAUAACACAUACCGCAUUGUGCGAUCCGUCCAACCCGGCGGCGGAAUGGCAUCCAGUGAUAUGCACGAAUUUAUGCCAAUCAACGAUGGCAAAACCGCCCUUAUGACCGUCUACCAACAGCGCCAGUUCGAUAUGACGCCCUGGAACAUCAAAACCGGAGUCGGGUGGCUAAUGGAGAGUGUAUUCCAAGAGGUGGAUGUUGCGACGAGCAAAGUGAUAUUCGAAUGGCGGUCUCUGGAUCAUGUCGACCCCUCCAACAGCUACACCUGGCCCGCGCAUACCGAUACCUCUGGAACCGGACUGAACGUUCACGAACCUUGGGAUUAUUUCCAUAUCAACUCGAUCGAUAAGAACUCGGAUGGCGAUUACCUCGUCUCGUCUCGUCACACUUGCGCGAUCUAUAAGAUUUCCGGAAAGGACGGCUCCGUUGUUUGGCGACUACACGGUUCGAAUCCGUCAUUCCGCAAUAUCAACUUCAGCUUCUCCCAGCAGCACGAUGCGCGCUGGUUGUUCGAGAAUGGCACACACUCCGUCGUCUCAUUAUACAACAAUGGCUACAACGGAUUUAAUCGCACCCAUGCCUAUUCCGCUGGUAUGAUCAUUCUCAUCGAUCAUGUCGAUAAUACCGCUCUCCAGAUUCGCGACUACAAGCCUUACGUACACGACUUAAUUAGCUCCAGCCAGGGUAAUCUCCAGCGCUUGCCGAACAAGAACGUUUUCAUGGGAUGGGGUAACAACCGCUAUGUCUCUGAACACGACGAAGAGGGCAACAUCGUUCUCUGGGCUGAGUUUGCGGCGGGCCCCGUCAUGAAUUACCGCGCAAUGAAGUUCGAUUGGGAAGGUAACCCUACCGAUUCUCCUGCUAUGUGGACCUACUCUCGUACAGCGGAUCCGUUUUCGCCGACGACCAUGUACGUGAGUUGGAACGGUGCCACACGAGUCAAGGCAUGGCGGUUCUUCGGUUCGGCAAAUAUGACAGGGCCGUGGACUCCCUUGGCUGAGACCAAUAAGACCGGCUUUGAGACCGAGUAUACCAACACUAGCUUCUAUCCUUGGACUCGAGCCGAGGCUCUUGACCUCAAUGGUGUUGUGCUAGGUCGAUCCGAGAUCAAGUAUACAUUCGUACCUUCGCCCGAGCUACGUGAAUUCUGUCAAGAUGAAACUUGCUCUGAUGCCCCCGGAUUUGGCUUUCCCGGCGAGGAACGUGCUGAACCGUUUAUCCCACUUGCGGGUGUUAAUACUGUGCCAUGGGUAGACCCUGACCAUGAUGGAGCUAUCUGGACAUUCCCCUCUGAGUCUGGCUAUCCUUCAAUGACCGGCCCGACCACUCACAAGAGCUGGACCUCUGAACCUUUGUAUCUCUGGGGUGGCAUUAUAAUACUAUCAUUACCACUUCUCGGCGGAGCCUAUUAUGGCUACCGCUCCUAUCAGCGACGCCAGCGGCUGGAUCCGUUGGAUGAUCACGAGUCAGCUGAGCCGUUGAACGGUAUGGCUGAGCGUAAAGCUCCGAUUCAGUCCAACGAUCUCCCCUGGUGGAAUUGGAAGCGAUGGACUGGGGGAGAUUAUUUCUCACUUGCGGAUCGCAGUCCACCACAUCGGAGACAGCGAACCGAGUAA